Messenger RNA from Adineta ricciae, 432 nucleotides. NCBI's taxonomy places the organism in Eukaryota, Metazoa, Rotifera, Eurotatoria, Adinetida, Adinetidae. The record is from the annotation of a GenBank genome assembly.
AUGGCAUUUAUCGUCGGCAAUUCCCAGUCCAAGAACACGUAUAGCAUGAGUAUUUCAGGUGAUGCUUCCGAUGUAAAGUUCAAUAUUAUGGAUAGUGCAGCCAAAGCCAACAACACACCAGUUCAAGCAGUGAUGAACAGUGCUGGUAAAACUGUAAGCAAGAUAAUCGAGAGUGGCGGUGAUUUAUUAACCGCACCAGUAGUCUGGUUCAAACACAUGCAACAAAAUUGGAUUCUGUACAUGGUUGUUCUUGCAAUCAUCCUUGGAUCGAUUGCAUUUUUAUACUGUGCUUUUCUAUUCUAUUGCAAUCGCAAAACGAACAGCACAGAUCGAAAUCAACUUAUUGAACUGGCAAAAAUUAUUGGCAACAAAAUAGGUACAACUCAAUCCCCACUGGCCAUCAUGACGCCGACACCGCCCAGUCUCCCAUAA